Molecule: messenger RNA, 2115 nt
Organism: Aricia agestis (brown argus)
Lineage: Eukaryota; Metazoa; Arthropoda; Insecta; Lepidoptera; Lycaenidae
Gene: Dolk
Product: dolichol kinase
Exons: 9
Coding region: 76-1515 (479 amino acids)
Biological process (GO): dolichyl monophosphate biosynthetic process
Cellular component (GO): endoplasmic reticulum membrane
Molecular function (GO): dolichol kinase activity
Source: RefSeq, a predicted model, not a curated record
ACAAAAUUUUUUAGGUUACAUUUUUGUUAUGAAUUUUCAUUAUUUUUAUUAUAAAAAUUAAAAUAAACUUUGAAAAUGGGAGAAAUCAUUUCAUCAUUUAUUUCUAGUUGUAAUAAUACUUUAAAUAAGCAAAUAACAACCAGUUUAACGCAAGCAAAUAUUGAAACAAGACCUGCCAAAAGCCAUGGCAUCACAUGCCUCAUAUUAUUGCCUGCUAUUCUGGUUUUGUACUCAUGCUUGGACGAUGUGUCUCUGGUUUACAAAAAAGCAACAUGUAUCUCACUGGGGUUACUUCUAUAUUCCCUUCUAUUUAUUCUACAACUAUCAGUGUCAGAUGCGGUAUUGAAAAAAACCUCCCAUAGUGGUGUCAUUGUAUCAAGUAUGUUGCCCAGCGCUCUCUUGUCUAUUUGGUUGCAGCAAGAUUUCAGAUUCUGUGUUUGUGUGUCUCUUCUAUCAACAUUGAUCUUCAGUUUGUUGCUAAAGGUAUCACUUGUGAAGUUCCAGAAAACAUUUACAAUUGGAGAGGCUAUUGUAGUUAAUCAAGCUAUAACUCUGUUUUCUGUCGUAUCUAUCAUCAAAUGCACAUUUAACAUAAAUAAAGAUGAUGGAGAAAUGGAAUUUAUUAAUACUGUUAUUUAUAUAGUUCUCACCACAGUUUGUGUUAUGAUGAUGCUACUGUAUUUUCUUCCCGAAAAGAAGAGGAAUGUAUUAAGCUUUGUGUACAUUGUUAUGUUCAGUGCCACAUUUGCACUCACUUUGCUACAUUGGUUUCUUGGACCAUAUUGCCUGAUAAAUUUAUUAAAAUACAUACUCAUUGAAAAUUAUAGGUGGAAGAUCUUGUCAUUCUGGUUGACAAUAGUCACAUGUACAGUACUAGCACUUGUGGUUCGGACAAAGAUGGGUGCCAAAGCUGACACAGUGACAAGAAAAACGUUUCAUAUAUUGACGUCACUGAUAUUCGUGUCGGGAAUACUGUUUGAUUACAAUUUGAUGCUGCUGGCUGCUGGAGUAGGCCUUGGUGCUAUUGUGUUGAUAGAGGCAUUACGAAAAGCAAGAAUAGAACCUUUCUCAUCAGUCUUGCAGUCGGCGUUUAUUGUUUACAGCGAUGAAAAGGACUGCGGGUGCUUCGCCAUGACCCCCAUCUACCUGUACUGCGGGCUGGGCGCUCCGCUGGCGCUGCUGCAGCAGUAUCGUCCGCUGGAGGCGCUGGCCGGUGUGCUGUCGGCCGGCGUGGGUGACACUGCGGCGAGCUGGGCGGGCUCGCGGUACGGGAGACAUCACUGGUCAGACAGUAAAAAAACGUUAGAAGGAACAGUUGCCAACAUUCUGUCGCAAGUUGCAGUGGUGUACAUUUUGCAAGUACUAGGUAUGUUGACCACACAGUAUGCUCUUGCACGGACGUUGGUGGCAGCCACAGUAUCAGCACUUGUAGAGGCAAGGACGGAUCAAGUGGACAACCUUAUACUACCGCUGGUUACACUGAUAGCGCUACAGUGCACAAGGUUCAUCUGUUAGAAUGUUCUAGAAUAGUGUUUCCCAAACUUUUCGGGACCGCGACCCAUCUACAAGAAAGUUUAAAGUUCGCGGCCCACCUUAUGUCAAAAAGACAAAAAAGCAGCGGUAUGUUGCUGCCGCAACAUUUGCCCGUUAAUUCUUAUCUUAGUUCUCCACCGUAUCAUCAUCGUCAGCCUUACUUACAAUCACGUUUGCGUUCGAAUGCCCCGCCCCGUCCCGCACGCACCCGCGACGAUAAACGAACGAGUAAAAUGACAUUUGAACGAGUACAAUCGUCCUAUAGUUUCAGGGCCCACCCAAAAUAUGCUCGCGACACACCAGUGGGUCGCGACCCACACUUUGGGAAAUACUGUUCUAUAAGCUUUUCCAUACGUAAUGGCUAAUGACAAUUGACAUUAUUGUGAUACAUUUACAUUCCAUAUUAGGGUUAAAUGUUAUAUUCAGAGUCCCACCUCUUAUAUUAAAAAUAUUUAAGUAGUAUCUAAGUAUAUAAUAGCAAAGAGUAAAGUUAAGUUAUGUUUUUAAAGGUGUUAGGUCAGCUAUCCCCAACGCGCAGCCGCCGCGCGCCGGGACUUUAUUUGUGGCCCGCGUGAUGUUAAA